ACAAAAUCCUCCUCAACAAUCCUGAUCACGCUCAACAGUCUUAAACAAAGACGUUAUCAUUCAACAUGAGAGCCCUCAUUUUGCUGGCAUUAGUCAUUGGAGUGGCCUACUGCGCUCCGCAAUUGAUGUAUUAUGAGCUAAAGUACAAACCUGUCCUCGCUCCACAGGCUCUUCCUGCGGCCGCUGCUGCAGCUAGACCUUCUGAAGUCGAAAUUCUUUUGGCAGCUCAGCAGGCUGUAGCUGGAGUUCCUGGUCAACCUGUACGCGGCUUCAUUAAGCAUGAGAUUCCCCAGCCCGCAGGCAAAGAAAGUGUUGAAGUUUUGUACCCAUUCCGCUUUCCUCAACCUGCUCCAGCUGCUCCAGCUGCUCCUGCUGUUCCUGCUGCCCCUGCUGCCCCAGCCCCUGUUCCAAAGGACGAUGAUGAUGAUCAUGAUGACUAAACCAGAUUGAUGAACAGAUAAGCUGACCACCAAUUCCUGAACAUCAAAGAAACUGCUUGUAGUGUUUAGCAAAUUGACUGCGCAAAUGCUUUUCCGCAUCAGAAAUAAUGAUGAUCAAUCAAAUGGUGCUUUCUCAGUGGCUUGAUGCACGAGAGCCAUAAAAAUCACAGCUUUUUUGCAACCAUUUUUUAAAAUCUUGAUUUAUUAUAAACUGUACAAUCAAU
Messenger RNA from Sinocyclocheilus anshuiensis, 664 nucleotides. It is a transcript of the gene scpp7, whose product is annotated as secretory calcium-binding phosphoprotein 7. The record is from RefSeq and is a predicted model, not a curated record. The coding region runs from base 66 to 440 and encodes 124 amino acids. The transcript has 9 exons. NCBI's taxonomy places the organism in Eukaryota, Metazoa, Chordata, Actinopteri, Cypriniformes, Cyprinidae.